This is a messenger RNA of Diospyros lotus (date-plum), 2270 nucleotides long. Its product is annotated as anaphase-promoting complex subunit 7. Gene Ontology annotation, biological process: cell division. Gene Ontology annotation, molecular function: protein binding. Bases 114 to 1796 code for a protein of 560 amino acids. NCBI's taxonomy places the organism in Eukaryota, Viridiplantae, Streptophyta, Magnoliopsida, Ericales, Ebenaceae. The transcript is spliced from 18 exons. The record is from RefSeq and is a predicted model, not a curated record.
AGAUCUACGAGGGCGGAGGGUUUCUUUUUUUUGAAAUAGAGAGCGGGUUGGAGGAGGUUUCACUUUCACUACUGUUGAUCAGUGGCAUUUCUUCGAGCACCUGCAACGCAGGAAUGGACGUCCCCAGAGACCAAAUCUCUACGCUUCUUGACAAUGGACUCUACAACUCUGCUCAGAUGCUCGGUUGUUUUCUUGUAUCGUCUUCCGCCGUAAAUGGUGAGACCAGUCCACAACUCAAAGCCGAAAACUUGGUCCUCCUUGGCGAUGCCCUGUUCCGAGAGAAGGAGUAUCGCAGGGCAAUUCAUACAUACAAGCAAGCAUUGCAACAGUGCAAGAUUAUUCCUAAACAGAGUACAAUGACUAGAAAUUCGUUAUCUGCAUCGAACAGGUCAUCUUCUCCAAAUUCCUUUAAUGUUUCAGGGGUUAAUGAAAACGAGGUGAAAUUCAAGAUUGCAUCUUGUCACUGUUCUCUCAAUGAGAACAGAGCUGCCCUUGUUGAGAUGGAGGGAAUUCCAAGCAAAUCUAGAAAUUUACAAAUGAAUCUAUUGAUGGGAAAGCUUUGUCGAAUUUCUCGACAUACUCGUGCUGCUGUUUCUUGUUAUAAAGAGUGUUUAAGAAAUUGUCCUUGUGUUAUUGAGGCUAUCAUAGCUCUAUCUGAACUGGGAGUUGGUGCCAAGGAUAUUAUUUCCUUAUUUCCUCAGACGCCAAAUAGAAGUGGGAGACCUCCAUUUGAUCACUUUGACUCAAGCCGUUGGUUGCAGCGUUAUGUUGAGGCCCAGUGUUGCAUUGCUUCAAAUGAUUACAAAGGUAGUUUGGAGCUUUUCACAGAACUUCUACAACGUUUUCCUAAUAACAUACACUUAUUGCUUGAAGUAGCAAAGGUUGAAGCCAUUAUUGGUAAAAAUGAUGAAGCCAUCAUGAAUUUUGAAAAGGUUCGAUCAAUUGAUCCGUAUGUUAUCACCUACAUGGAUGAGUAUGCAAUGCUUCUAAAGCUGAAGUCUGAUCAUUCAAAGUUGAACAAAUUAGUGCAUGAUUUGCUGAGCAUUGAUCCUUCUAGGCCAGAAUUAUUUGUGGCUUUGUCUGUUUUAUGGGAGAGGAAAGAUGAGAGGGGAGCUUUAUCUUAUGCUGAGAAGAGCAUCCGAAUCGAUGAAAGGCACCUAUUGGGUCAUAUAAUGAAGGGUAACUUGUUCUUAUCAAUGAAUCGGCCAGAAGCAGCUGUAGUUGCUUUUAGGGGAGCCCAAGAAUUGAGAUCGGAUCUUCGUUCUUAUCAAGGUUUAGUUCGUUCUUAUUUGGCACUUUCAAAAAUCAAGGAGGCAUUACAUUCUGCAAGAGAGGCAAUGAAAGCCAUGCCUCAAUCAGCGAAAGCUUUAAAAUUAGUUGGUGAUGUACAUGCUAGUAACUCUGGUGGAAGAGAGAAGGCAAAAAAGUUCUAUGAGUCAGCCCUCAGGCUGGAACCUGGUUACCUUGGAGCUGCAUUGGCAUUGGCUGAGCUCCAUGUCAUUGAGGGACGCAAUGGAGAUGCUGUUACUCUCCUUGAGCGAUAUCUCAAAGAUUGGGCUGAUGAUUCUCUUCAUGUUAAGCUGGCUCAAGUAUUUGCAGCCACAAAUAUGUUGCAAGAGGCCUUGUCACAUUAUCAGGCUGCACUAAGGAUAAACCCACAGAAUGAAGCUGCCAAGAAAGGAUUGGACCGCUUGGAAAAACAAAUGAAGGGAGUGGAUCCCGAUGCACCUGAAGAAGAUGAAGAAAAUGAGGUUGAGGAUGCUGAUGGAGACCAGAUAGAGGUUGAGCUUUUGUGAUGUGCUCAGGUGGAAGAAUACCAUUUCCUGGGGCUAGACCGCCUGAGUACAGCUUUAGAAAUUAUUCUGGUCUAUUUGGGUGCGGCCUAUUUUCUGGUGGAUUGAUUGCUUUGUAAAGCAGAAAAUCAGCUGCCCUCUUCUUCUAUCUUAUUCGACGUGGUGUUGUGGAGCAAUGACAUAUUCUUGAUGUUGAUUGAUGCUGAUGCUGAUGACGGUUACAAGGAGCAAAUAACAUAUCAGCCUUCUGCAAGUAUGCAGCUUCAAUGGAAAUGUAUCAUCAUCCAAUUCUUAUUGUUGUACAAGUUAGUUUCCUUCGGAUCUGUGACUCUGAAAACUGAGACUGUAAUCUUGACGGUUAGUUCACGUGUAUUGUAUUCUUAGAAAACAUGCACUUCGUAUUGGUUCAUUGGUUUAAAAAUUUAUAUAUGAACUGUAAUAAGAUCAUUUUUAGGUUGUAUACGAAUAAUAGUUCAC